ACCCACUCACGACCCUCCUGCUACUGUUCUCGACUAAUCUCCAGUCUCAGUGUCUAUCCUUUCCUCCUUAUCUAUUCUCUGCGCCCGUCGACCCUUGCUCUCGCUCCUUGCUGUCGUUGCGCCGGUGUGGUCGUGCUUCCGUGCUCAUGAGUGCGACUAUAGACGUUCGCAUCAGGUGGGUCGCUUCGCGCGCACUCUUCCUCAUGCUGACCAUAACGGGAUCAUACUCAUCCAUGCGAGCCUUCGACCACUAUCGGCGAUCAUCCGCAAUUUGUACAUACACACCCCUCCUUACCUCCCUCCCCACCCCAAGCAUCCUCGACGAAUCAAGCGACUUACAUAUGUACAUAGAUGCACAUACUGCACCUUCGCUCUCGCGUCGUUUACCUGCGUUCUUGGCAUGGUGCAUGGAUAGGCCUUCGCAUGUUAUGUCUUAGAGCGCUGCAUGCCGACACUCCCCUACAUGGCGUC
Messenger RNA from Schizophyllum commune H4-8, 471 nucleotides. RefSeq lists its product as uncharacterized. NCBI's taxonomy places the organism in Eukaryota, Fungi, Basidiomycota, Agaricomycetes, Agaricales, Schizophyllaceae. The coding region runs from base 147 to 437 and encodes 96 amino acids. The transcript has a single exon. The record is from RefSeq and is a predicted model, not a curated record.